CACCCCAUCCACCCUUGCCACCAGCUGCUCUACACCCUCCCACUCACUCUCAGGGCCCCUGAGGCCCCCAGGGAGUCACCACCACACACCACUGUCUAUAUCUGGGGGAAGGUCUGGGUUGUUGGAAACUUUAAUCAAGCAAGGACCGUUAACAGCUGCAGAGGCACCUUAGGAAACAGUGAGCCUCAAGAAGGAAAUACUUGUAGGAUCUCUUGUGAUGACCUUUGAAGACUUUUCUGAAAAUGACCCGUCAUUCCCUGCCAUGGAAAAUAACAGUGAUCGCAGGCAGCCUUCAGCCCACAGAAGGCUUCCUCCUCCAGGCAGGCUCUGACAUAGCUGCUCACCUCACAGAUGCCCUAACAGACUGCAAAGUCCUGGGAACAUGCGUGUCCAUGCACGCACAUGCACACAUGUGCCUCUCUACAGGUACAUUUUUGAAGUGACAGCUUUGCCUCAGUGGCCACUUCCUCUAGGGGUGGCUGGGCGGAGCUAUUGGCAGAGCUCUAGGUGUGUGUCCUGCCACACACCACCAAUCAUCCAAGCUGUUGGCAUGCGGUGAGGACCUUUUUCCCCUUCCUUUUUCCUCCCCACAGCUGUAGGAGAGGGGGUUUCUGCGGGGCGGAUGUCACUUUACUAGGGGCUGGUUCUUCCCACCCCCACACUACAUCUUGUUCCAGCUCCUUCCUAUCCUGGAUGUAGGCCAUUUUGGGGUUCCUAUUAGGGGUCACAUCCUGGUAAAAGAACAUUAGGGAGCGCCUUUGGGCACCCCUGCUCAGCUGCCCCCUUCUCCCCCAACUGGUUCCCUGUCUCUUCCAUCAGCCAGGCCCCCAACACCUAUGAAGGCCUGGCAGUCCCUGGGUCCUCCACCACAAAUGCCCCCUUUUUCCUUGGGGCUGUGUGUGAAGGGACAGCUUUGGGACUUUAUUUAAAGGAAGAACUUUGCUGUGAAAAUAAGAGAAAAACCAAAACCAAACCAAGAAAAUGUCAAAACCUCUGCUGGUCCAGAAUCUGUGCUUGGCCUCUGGCUCUGCUCCUGCCUUGCCUCUGCCUAGGAAGCUGCAGUCCUUCUUAAGCCCUCUGCAACUCCCGUGCUCACCUGCUCCCUGGCUCCCCAUGAGGAUGCAUGGGGGGCAGUGCUGCCGCAUGCCUUUCCAGAGGUGCUGCAGCCAUGGCUGUUCCUUACCUUCACCCCUGGCCCGGACCUGUUCCUGAACGCCCAGUUACUGGAAACCCCAGGAUGAUGAGGAGUGAGGGAUGCAAACCAGGAACCCCCAGUCUCAUGGGGAGAAUGGAGCCUCACCCUGGAGCUGGGGAGAUCAUCUGAGUCAGUGCAGCUGCAGCUACACAUCAUAAGCCCCAGGGGACAAGGCAGCCAGGAGGAGGGCGGGGCAGAUCAGAGCAGAUAACCAGGAGGACCGAGUUUGGGGUCCAGUAUGGCCCACAUGGGUCUAAGAUGCAUGGAGAGGAAGCACGGGGAGGACAUGGGGCAGACCCAGUCCCUACCCCUGUGCUCUGGACCUCAGCGUCCCCUCCGUGGCCCCUCUGGCCCUGGCCCAGGGAUGCCUUCUGCUUCAUUGAGCCCAUCUGUUUGAGACUUGCUAACACCUUCCUCUUUUGUGACUGGAAGUCACAGGGCCAGGUGAUAAACCGUGCAGUCACAGAGGGAACACAGAGCCUAGUUGUAAAGGGACAGAGAAAAGAGGAGCAAGGGAGGACGGUGGAUGACAGGGAAGACGAGUUGGGGCAGAGCUGCUCGGGACCAUGGCUGAGGCCAUCACCUAUGCAGAUCUGAGGUUUGUGAAGGCACCCCUGAAGAAGAGCAUCUCCAGCCGGUUAGGACAGGACCCAGGGGCUGAUGACGAUGGGGAACUCACCUAUGAGAAUGUUCAAGUGCCCCCAGUCCCAGGGGGACCCUCAAGCUUGGCUUCUUCUGGACUAGGCGACAAAGCAGCGGUCAAGUCGGAGCAGUCAACUGCGUCCUGGAGCGCCGUGACGUCACUAGCCGUCGGGCGGAUUCUCCCCUGCCGCACAGCCUGCCUGCGAUACUUCCUGCUCGGCCUGCUGCUCACCUGCCUGCUGUUAGGAGUAGCCGUCAUCUGCCUGGGAGUGCGCUAUCUGCAGGUGUCUCAGCAGCUCCAGCAGAUGAAUAGGGUUCUGGAAGCUACUAACAGCAGCCUGAGGCAGCAGCUCCACCUGAAGAUAAGGCAGCUGGGACAGAGCGCAGAGGAUCUGCAGGGGUCCAGGAGAGAGCUGGCGCAGAGUCAGGAAGCACUAGAGGUGGAACAGAGGGCUCAUCAGGCGGCCGAAGGGCAGCUACAGGCCUGCCAGACAGACAGCGAGAAGACGAAGGAGACCUUGCAAAGUGAGGAGCAACAGAGGAGGGCCUUGGAGCAGAAGCUGAGCAACAUGGAGAACAGACUGAAGCCCUUCUUCACAUGCCGCUCAUCAGACACCUGCUGUCCGACGGGAUGGACAAUGCAUCAGAAAAGCUGCUUUUACAUCUCACCUACUUCGAAAACUUGGCAGGAGAGCCAAAAACAUUGUGAAUCUCUGUCUUCCAAGCUGGCCACAUUCAGUGAAAUUUAUCAACAAUCAUAUUACUUCAUCUUAAAUUCGCUGUUGCCAAAUGUUGAUUCAGGGAUUUCAUACUGGACUGACCUCAGCUCUAACAAGGAUGAGAAGUUUACUGAUGAUACACAAUACAUUAGGGUUUAUGUUCGAAGUUCAAAAUGUACCAAGGUACAAAAAGGUUGGUCACGGUAUUGGACAACGGAGAAAGAGGCAUGUGGAAGUCCUCUUCCCUUCAUCUGUGAGAUGACAGCUUUCAGAUUUCCAGAUUAGGACAACCCUUUACACUGAACUGACACUCAUGCCAACAAGAAACUGUGCCCCUCCUUCCUAACCUGAGGCCUGCGGGUCCUCAGACCACGUCCUCCCUGUGUUCCCUCAUUCUGGGCAGUGUCCAGCCACCAGCUGAUCCACACCUGACACUUCCAGCCAGCCUGCUGCCUGCUCCCUCUUCCUGAAACUGGACUGUUCUUGGAAAAAGGGUGAAGCCACCUCUAGAAGGGACUUUGGCCUCCCUGCAAGAACUUCCCAUGGUAGAAUGGGGCGGGGGAGGAGGGCGCACGGGUUGAGUGGAUAGGGGCGGCCCGGAGCCAGCCAGGCAGUUUUAUUGAAAUCUUUUUAAAUAA
Molecule: messenger RNA, 3194 nt
Organism: Cercocebus atys (sooty mangabey)
Lineage: Eukaryota; Metazoa; Chordata; Mammalia; Primates; Cercopithecidae
Gene: CD72
Product: CD72 molecule
Exons: 9
Coding region: 1762-2841 (359 amino acids)
Cellular component (GO): plasma membrane
Molecular function (GO): transmembrane signaling receptor activity
Source: RefSeq, a predicted model, not a curated record